This is a messenger RNA of Drosophila takahashii, 774 nucleotides long. Its product is annotated as DNA damage-regulated autophagy modulator protein 1. Lineage: Eukaryota; Metazoa; Arthropoda; Insecta; Diptera; Drosophilidae. The record is from RefSeq and is a predicted model, not a curated record.
AGCCACCGCGAUGUCACAGGUUUAUCUGCUGCCGGUGGCCACGUUCCUCAUCUUCCAGGUGACCUUUAUCGGCACCUACAUCUUCGCCGUGCUAGAGGGUCAUGUGGUGCCCACGGUGCCCUACAUCAGCGAUGCGGCCACCUACUCGCCGGAGAGCUGCGUGUUCGGGCAGCUAAUCAACAUCGGCAGCGUGCUGUUGGGAAUCACCAUCUACGUGCGCUACCGCCAGGUGCUGCAGCUGUACGAGCACCAUCCCGAGCUGGACGCCUCGGUGCUGCGCCAGAACCGGCUGGCCCUCUGGUUCGGCCUGGUCUCCUGCCUGGGCAUCAGCUUCGUGGGCAACUUCCAGGAGACGAACGUGCGCAUCGUGCACUUCAUCGGCGCCUUCUGCUGCUUCGGCUGCGGCACCCUGUACUUCUGGAUGCAGGCGCUCAUCUCGUACCUCAUCCUGCCCAUGUCGGGCACUCGGAUCUACGCCCAUUUGCGGCUGGGCAUGGCCGUCGUCUGCACGAUCCUCUUCAUCCUGCUGGCGGUCACCGGCGUGAUGUCGCACAUCCUGUUCAAGGGCCAGAAUCCGCGCAAGUGGUAUCCCUCCGACGGCGGCUGGUACUUCCACGUGGUCAGCUCCAUUUCCGAGUGGAUCAUGGCCACCGUCUUCAGCUUCUUCAUCCUCUCCUUCACGCAGGAGUUCCGCGACGUCUCCCUCUCGCAUCCCCAGAUCGCCCUGAUGUCCUAUGCGACCACCAUUUAGAGUUAUGAUCUUGCGCUGGAUUG